GAGCCUGGAGCCCCGAGCUUGAGCGGACGCCCCGCCCAACCCGAGCCCCGCGCCCAGCGCCCCUCGCCUUGCCGCGGAGUGCUGCGCCCGGGGCGGGCCGGGCCGGGGCGGGCGCGGGCGCGGUGGACUGGGCGGCAGUGGGACUCCGACUGACCGACCCGCACAGCACGCAGCGACCAGCCUCGGGCUCCGCGGUGGAAGAUGCACAGAGCAGAUUCACCAAAGCCACCACUUGCUCCCAAGCCAAAGGUUGCUACCAACCCUUAUGCACCGGCAGCCAAGUUUCCCCCUUCACAGAGGCCUGACAGCUUCCCCAGUCCCAACUCCAUGUCCAGGGGCCCCAAGCCCCCUAUCGCUCCUAAGCCCAGACUGACUGGCCCCAGUGAGUACCUGAACAACAGCCUCGGCAAAUGCAGCAAUGGGAGGCUGCUCUGUGAGGACCGGGGCCUGUACGACGGACACCACUCCACCCUGAAUUGCUUGGAGUUGGAGCCUGAUGAGCAGUAUAUCAUGGUUCCCAGGGCUCCACAGAAAGAAGAUACUCCCGUGGAUGGGGCUACCGAGGAGCCGGGGUUUGAGGGGGAAGUCCAGGAGCAUGGUACAGAGCAGACAGGAACUGAGGGGGACCUGGAAGCUCCAGAUGAAGAGGCACCAAGUAGAGACAGUGAGGAAGGCAUGGUCCACGCUCUGGAAGAUGAAGACUGUGAUCACGAUCCAGAGACGGAUGGGACCCCAACAUCGCCAGAUGAAGGGGCACCAAGCAGAGACAGUGAGGAAGGUGAGGAGGACUGUGAUCAGGGCCCAGGUAUGGAGGAGCAUCCCAUGAGUGAAGAGGAGGGAGAAGAGGAGGAGGUGAAGGAGCACGUGUACAACAGUGAUAACAGGGCACCCUGGGAUGGAGAGGAGCCCUUCCCCAAUGAGGUCAUUCUCACACAUGUCCGCUCUCAGUCCCCUGAAGUUCCCUGUUGGGAGCCAGGCCCUCCUGAGACUCCUGGAGAGGCAGAAGAGGAUUGUGAAGACAUCUGUAACAACACAGAACCUGGGAAACCCAAUCAGGACACUGGUCAGGACACAGAGGAUGCCGGCAUGGGAUCCCCUGAGAGUGAGGUGUCCCCAGAUGUCCAGGAGCAAGAGGCAGCAACGGACAACCCUGAGGUCUUUGAGGAGGACUCUGCAGAUGCUGCAGAAGGUGAGGAUCAGAUAGAGCAGGAGGAACCACCCAAUUGUGACGAGGAAGCCUAUAAUAGAGAUGCCGCAGCAGCCACCAUGCAGGUGGGAGAGGACCUCGGAGAGGAGGGAGACCAUGUGCAGGAGGACCCUGCUGAGGAAAGCUGCCAGAUCAUUCCCUUUGAGAGCGACAGUGUGGAGGAGGAUUUCUCACCUACACUCACAGAGAAUCCCUAUGAGAUUUUCCCAACCGAGAGCACUUCCUUCUGCAAUAACACCUAUUCCCUUGACGAGUCAGCCAAUGGGCACGAGCCAGUGUGCGAGAUCUGUGUAGAGGAGGUUCCUGGUGUUGGCCCUCCACUUAACCAGCAUGAUUCCCUGCCAGAUGGAUCUGGAGAGGACUCCCCGGUGGUCCCUGAUGUGGUGGUCGUGCCAGAGAAUGAGGGGCCCGUGGAUGAUGCACUCAGCAGUCCAUACGUGAUGGGAGUUGGCUUGCUGAGCCUUGGAGAGGGAGCGCAGUCAGACACCCAGGCUGCAUCAGGCACUCUGAGUGGGUACAGUACAUGGGAGGAAGGGGACUCUGAGGGAGGGCAGGUCCCAGUGGAUAGGAAGAAUAUUGCCACAAGGGCCCGGCCUCACUCUGGGAAGGUGGCUGGUCAUGUUCCAGAAACUGUUCUAGAAGAAACGGGACCAGAAACCUGUUCAUCAGGCAUGGGCAUCAGAGAUACCAGUGAUGAAGUGAGGAAGAUAGGUAUAUUGCCAGAGGGAAAGCCUCCCGAGUGUGUUCGGGCCUUGCCGGCCAAGCCCAGAGCAUUUACUCUCUACCCAAGGUCCUUCUCUGUAGAAGGCCGGGAGAGUCCCCUGUCCAUGUUCCGGGAGCCAGAGGGAGCCGGGCUGGACAGCCACCGUGUAAGGAGGAAAGAGGACAACCUCUCUCUGCCGGGCGCCAUCGGCUCCUCCGGUAGCUUCUCACAGCGCAGCCACCUGCCUUCCAGUGGCACCUCCACACCAUCCUCUGUGGUUGACAUCCCACCCCCUUUUGACUUGGCCUGCAUCACGAAGAAACCCAUCACUAAAAGCUCACCCUCACUCCUGAUAGACGGAGACACCCUGGAAAAAGCCUCUAAGAAGAAGAAGUCCUCCUUCAAACGCUUCCUGGAGCUGACGUUCAGGAAGAAGACAGAGAGCAAGGUGCACGUGGACAUGAACCUGUCGUCUUCCAGGUCUUCCUCUGAGUCCAGCUACCAUGGUCCAGCCAGGGUACUGGAACUUGACCGCAGAAGCCUCAGCAACUCGCCCCAGCUCAAGUGUCGCACUGGAAAGCUCCGGGCCUCUGACUCCCCGGCCGCCCUCAUCUUCUACAGGGACAGCAAGAGGAAAGGCGUCCCCUUCAGCAGGACGGUGUCCAGAGUGGAGUCCUUCGAAGACCGCUCCCGGCCGCCCUUUCUGCCUCUGCCCCUCACCAAGCCACGGUCCAUCUCAUUCCCCAAUGCCGACACUUCGGACUAUGAGAACAUUCCAGCCAUGAACUCAGACUAUGAGAAUAUCCAGAUCCCCCCUCGCAGGCCGGUGAGGACUGGCACUUUCACAAAGCUGUUCGAAGAACAGAGCCGAGCCCUGUCCACCGCAAAUGAAAAUGACGGCUACGUGGACAUGAGCAGCUUCAAUGCCUUCGAGAGCAAGCAGCAGAGUUCAGAGCAGGAAGCUGAGAGCGCCUACACUGAGCCCUACAAGGUCUGUCCCAUCUCAGCGGCUCCCAGAGAGGACCUCACAUCAGACGAAGAACAAGGAAGCUCCGAGGAGGAGGACAGUGCUUCAAGAGACCCCAGCCUCUCACACAAGGGUGAAGGACAGUCUAGAGCCCUUGUCAUCGCUCAGGAGCUGCUGUCUUCAGAGAAAGCAUAUGUGCAGAUGUUGCAGCACUUAAGCCUGGAUUUCCAUGGAGCCGUCCUGAGGGCCUUGGAGAACGUAGAGCAAGAGGGCAGAGAGCCACUGGCCCAGGAGGAGCUGCGGCAGGGCCUGCGGGAGCUCCCAGCUAUCUGUGACCUUCACCAGGGCAUCCUGGAGAGCCUGGAGCAGAGGCUGGGGGAUUGUGGGGAGGGCCAGCCGCAGGUGGCCGACAUCUUCCUGGCCCAGGAACAGGAGUUCGAGCAUCAUGCCGCACACAUCCUGCAAUUUGACAGGUACCUGGGGCUGCUCGCUGAGAGCUGCCUGCUCUCACCCCGGCUAGCCACCACGGUCCGGGAGUUUGAGCAGCAGAGUUCACAAGGGGGUGGCCAGAGCAUGAAGCAUCGUAUGCUGCGUGUGGUCCAGCGCCUCUUCCAGUACCAAGUGCUGCUCACUGAUUAUUUAAAUAACCUGUGCCCGGACUCAGCAGAGUACGACAACACUCAGAGUGCUCUGACUCUCAUCUCUAAAGUGACAGACCGUGCCAACGAAAGCAUGGAACAGGGGGAAAACCUGCAGAAGCUGGUCCACAUCGAGUACAGUGUACGAGGCCAAGGGGACCUCCUCCAGCCAGGAAGGGAGUUCCUGAAGGAAGGGACACUGAUGAGGGUGAGAGGGAAAAGCCGACACCCCCGCCACCUGUUCCUGAUGAAUGACACACUCCUGUACACACAUCCCCAGAAGGAUGGGAAGUACCGGCUGAAGAGCUCGCUGCCAGUGGCCAACAUGAAGGUCAGCCGCCCUGUGAUGGACAAAGUGCCCUAUGCUCUGAAGAUCGAAACUCCUGAGUCUUGUCUGACACUGUCUGCAAGCUCCUGCGCGGAGCGGGACGAGUGGCACUACUGUCUGAGCAGAGCCCUUCCGGAGGAUUACAAGACUCAGGCCCUGGCUGCCUUCCACCACAGUGUGGAGAUCCGGGAAAGGCUGGGGAUCAGCCUCGGUGAGAGGCUCCCCACCCUGGUGCCUGUCACUCAUGCCAUGAUGUGCAUGAACUGCGGCUGUGACUUCUCCCUCACCGUGAGGCGCCACCACUGCCAUGCCUGCGGCAAGAUUGUGUGCCGGAACUGCUCUCGAAACAAGUACCCAUUGAAGUGCCUCAAGAACAGGAUGGCCAAGGUCUGUGAUGGCUGCUUCCGGGAGCUGAAGUUGAGGAAUGGGCCUGUCCCAGGCUCCAUGAGAGAGCGUCCAGUCAGCAUGAGCUUCCCACUGUCCUCGUCCCGCUUUUCCUCGGGCAGCGCCUUGUCCUCUGUCUUCCAGAGUAUUAGCCCCUCAACUUUCAAGAAGCAGAAAAAAGUCCCUUCGGCUCUGUCCGAGGUGGCCGCGUCAGGAGAGGGCUCUGCCAUCAGCGGCUACUUGAGCCGCUGUAAGAGUGGCAAGCGGCGCUGGAAGAAACUCUGGCUCGUCAUCAAGGGCAAAGUACUCUACACCUACUUGGCCAGCGAGGACAAAGUGGCCAUGGAGAGCAUACCUCUGCUGGGUUUUACUAUUGCCCCAGAAAAGGAGGAGGGCAGCAGCGAAGUGGGCCCUGUUUUUCAUCUUUAUCACAAGAAAACCCUGUUUUACAGCUUCAAAGCAGAGGACAGCAAUUCUGCUCAGAGAUGGAUGGAGGCCAUGGAAGAUGCCAGUGUGUUAUAGCAGUCACCAGGCCCAUGGACUAACAACAAACUCCUACAUUAACUCGAGAACCCUUCCGGAAGUGACUCCUGCUUUCAGCUCAUCUGGAUGCACGUGUGGGUUCUGUGUGGAGCUUGACCUCAAGGCGAAACCCCAAGAGCUAUUUAUAGACAUCUUCUUUUCUGCCUCCAUGUUUCCCAACCCCAAUCACAGACUGUACACCCUUAUCUAAAAGUGAGUUAAAAUUUAGUACCUUGAAGACGUGGAAACCAAGUGAAAAAGACACUUAGAAAUGUGGGCUUUUUAGUAGAAACUGGCUUUUUCUGGUUUUACUCCUGGUGACUAAGACCACUUUCAACUUUCCGCACUCUCCAUAUGGUGCCUCAGGUGAUGUGGGAGCCAGACAGGAAGUAUCAGCUGUGUAUCUAAGCACUUUACUAUCCUGCUGAGCUGCAGCCUCCAGGGCUGUGUCUUCCAAGGAAUGGCUGCAAACUUCGGUGCAAAGUGACUCCUGCAGCCUUACUGUGGCUUGCCACCCUAAGGAGGGAGGGGCUCAGCACCACACCAGGGCUGCCCUCUAAAGCAUCACAGAUCCCUCAAACAUGGAAGACCUGCAUCUGCGUUAAGUUUCUGUGUGCAUUCCUGUGUCCACACUGUGCAGGCUGACCAUCCUGUUGAUGGGAGUCUGUCCUCUUUGUAACACGUGUCCUUGGGCUGUACCAGCCACACCAAGCUUACUUUUUGAGAGAGGUAAAGGAGAAAGAGAGAAGUUGGGUCAUCAGAAAGUGGUCUGCACAGAAGGCUUGGCCAGCCCGGAGGCACUGAGUGGCUGGAAGACACUUUGCACACCUGAGGCCGACAGCAUCACCUCCCUCUGGGCACCUGAGGCAGAGCCAUCACCUGCUGGCCAGUUCUUUAUGCCGAAUGGAUUUUACAAAAUGCAGGAGGAGGAACAGGAUUCCUCUUCACUAUCCCUACAGUUGGGAAAAAAAAAAAAAUGCCUCCAUUUUCUGAAAUCUCUUCCUGCCUUGUCCCCUACAAAAAAGAUUUUUGUAAAACAAACAAACAAACAAACCACCAUCUCAAGGACUUAUUUACAUUAAUUAUGUUCAGGGAUUUCUUUUUCUAGUUUGAAGUUCUUUUUCAAUGUUUUUGCAGUCGGUGUAUAGUUAGUAAUUCAAGUCGGAUGGAAGACAAGUGUUACUGUUCACUUCACAAUCCUAGGAUCCUUCCUAGAGUCACUCACAUGGGACCCGGACACCGAGACCCAGGAACCUUUAGAGAGUGGAGCUGGACUCAAGGACAGUAAUCCUCUUCCUUUGGUUUCAUUUUUCUAUGAUUUCAAUUGCAGGAGACCAACUGUGGACUGAAAAUAUUAAAUGGAAAAUUCCAGAAAUAAAAGUGCAUGAAUUUCCAGUCA
Mus musculus (house mouse) is the source of this 6148-nucleotide messenger RNA. It is a transcript of the gene Fgd5, whose product is annotated as FYVE, RhoGEF and PH domain containing 5. The coding region runs from base 202 to 4749 and encodes 1515 amino acids. The transcript is spliced from 21 exons. Gene Ontology annotation, molecular function: guanyl-nucleotide exchange factor activity; metal ion binding. Gene Ontology annotation, cellular component: ruffle membrane; cytoskeleton; early endosome. The record is from RefSeq and is a predicted model, not a curated record. NCBI's taxonomy places the organism in Eukaryota, Metazoa, Chordata, Mammalia, Rodentia, Muridae.